Caenorhabditis auriculariae is the source of this 6938-nucleotide messenger RNA. NCBI's taxonomy places the organism in Eukaryota, Metazoa, Nematoda, Chromadorea, Rhabditida, Rhabditidae. The record is from the annotation of a GenBank genome assembly.
AUGAGAAAAGAUCAUCUUUUGGCUCGGCGGUCUUGGCGCCAAUGUGCAAUGAUAGGCGUUGGUGUUUGCAGCCGCCGUUUUUUUUUUUUCAAAUAGUUCAAUUUCGACAAAUCAAUAAACUAGCGUCAUUUUUCUUACUUCGUUAUUGAUUGCUCGUUUUACAUUUUCGUUUCAUUUUUUUUUCUCCUGGUGAGAUAAAUGUUUUUUCCUGCCCUGAUGAAAUGGACUUCCUGGAAUCAAAAGCGUUUUUUUUUCUUGCAAGUCUCAACAAUCAGAAUAAGGGUACUUUUUAAGUUUCGAAGAACCUAUUUUUUUAUUCGAUGUGCUGAUAACUGAUUUUUCCUGUUUUUCUUUCGCCGUUGUACUAUCUUUACUGUUUUUGUGAAAAACUGACUUUUCAGGUAAUUUUUUCGUCGAGUCCGUUGAAGAAAAGAUGACAGAACCGAGCCGCGAUCAACUAAACCAACUUUCGAUGUCGUGGAUGAUUUAUUCGAAAGUGGAAGGUCAAGAAAAAAACUUCUGAUAAAGGUGGGCUAUAAAAAAACAAGAUUUGAGAAAUUUUUUUUCUCUGUUAUCAUGAACGAUCCAAAAAUAAAACAAAUGAAUUUCAGACUGGAAAGAAAGGCGAAAAUGGGAAGAAGAGCCCGUGGCUUUUGAUUCAAGCACCGGGGAGCAAGAAACGAAAACGCAAAAAUCGUGCGGAUUCGCGAACUUAGGAGGCGAAAGCGGAACAGAGGAAAAAAACAGUCACGGUAAGAAUUGAUUAUAUUAUCGAUGUUACGAGCAGUUUAAUAAUAUUUAGAAAGUAAAAAAGAUUUUUUUAAAACUUGGCACAGGAGCGGUGUACCAAAAAAAUUACACAGGAACCUUUUGUCAUCAAAAAAAUGAUGUGAAUAACUUCAGUGCAUACUUAGAACCUUUGAGUUUUCUAAUAAAAAAAUGAUAAAGUUCACCAGCAUGUCGCAUUUUCUUGUGUAUUUUUUCCAUUUUCCUUUUAUAAUAUCAAAGCUUUUUCAUUUUCAGUUACUGCAGUCAGUAUAGCAGCCGAAGCUGUCCCGAAUGGUCAAGAAGAAAAAGCUUACGUCUUGAAAACAGAAGAAGCUGGAGCUGAAGAUCCGACUCCGACAAAGAAGCUGCGCCGAACGAAAAGGACUAGGAGCGGCCUCCCUGAACAAGUAAAUUAUAUAACUUUAUUAAAUUCCAUUCGUCACGAAUUGAAAAAUUCUGACCUGUCUGUGUCUUUUUUCUCUUAUUGGAGAGGUUAUAGAAACAUGAAAAUAGCCCGGAAAAUUGAGAGUGUUUUUCUGAGUAGUUGUUCUACUCGACGACGCUCUCAUUUUGACGUGCUAUUUUCAUGUUUCUCUGACCUCGCCGUUGAGAAGAAAGAGGGCGCAGAGAAGUCAGACUGUUUCAAGGCGGAACGCAUUUGGAAUGGCAAAUUGAAGAUUAUUUUUAUUUAGCAGCACGCCCUAAUAUAUAGCCGAUUCACGGCUAACUUGGGACGCAAAAAGGCCUGACCGGUCUUCACCGACCAGACACUGUCUCUUUUUUAUCGUGUCAGGACCCUUUUUUCGAUGGCUUAAGCCAGUCGUGAAUCAGCGAUAAAAUGUUUUUUGGCUCGAAAGGCGAUAAUGGCUAUUUUAGUAGUAGCUUUUGGCGGGAAAUUUGAGGUCAAACGCAACCGAAAAUAAAAAAAACUUGACUCUCAGAAAAAAAAACAAAAUGAGAAAGUCGCAAAGAAACGAGGAGAGCGCAGAGAAAAACAGACCAUAGCCGCAUUUUUUCGGAAAACUAUCAAAAAAACAUAAAAUGAAAAAAAUUGAUCUCAGGUUUCCCGCCAAAAAGCCGCGUUAAAUAAUCCUUGCCGUCUUUCAAGUCUGGAAAAAUGGACUAUUUUCGUUUUUUUUUUUAUUGUUUCCUUCCCCCACAGGGAAUUAUCUGACCUGUCUGCGUUUUUUUUCUCACCGGCGAGGUUGUAGAAACGUGAAAAUAUAGUCUGUUCAGAUUUUCAAUGUCAAGUCAUCACUCAAACUCCGCCCCUCAUGCGUAGAUCAAACCAAUCAAAAAGCGGCCAUCAACAGAGCGUUGUUGGCGGCGGAGUUUACUGCUUGACAUUCAAAAUCUGAACAGACUAUAGCUAGUAAAAAAAGAAGUUUCGCAGACAAGGAAGGUCAUUUUACUUUGCCGUUGGGAUUUUUUUGAAAAUUGGCAAAACACUUACUUUCGUACGAGAAUAAGAUUCUGAAAGUCUAAACCUGCACAACUUUCUCGUUUUUGGGAAAUUAGGCCUCCGAGUCCCAAACUGGUCUAUUGUUACGGCUUCUGAGUGUUUUCUCAUACACUGCUAAAGUCAGAAGAGCGGAAAACGGGUACAAAAAGGAAGUGACUGCAAAAUAGCCGCUAAAAGGAUCCUUUUUACGGCCUUUAUUGAGCUUUUCAUUCUUGAUCGGCUAAAAAGAGUCAUAAUAGGGCGAAAAAAGAGAGAGGCCGCAAAAAGGGCUCGGAAAGUCUCUGCUAUUGAUGAUUUCCGAUUUUAUUACUGUAGCAUAUUUUGGUUCAAACACAGUCACUUGUAAAGAUUUUUCCUAAUUAAAAAAAAAUUUCUCAAAAGGAUCCAAAAAGGGUGGAUAAAGGCCGAUGAAAGGACGGAAAAAGGCCGUAAAAAGGAAACCGUUGCCACCCGUUUAGGAACAAUUAAUGGGAAAGGACUGAUCCAUAACGGACGCUCAAAGGGCCCGUGAAGGGUCCUUCCGGCUUUGCCUAUGUAGGUAAAGUCGGAAAGCGUGGAAAAAGGCUCCAUGGAAAUGUUCUUUUCAGGGUGACAAAGGCUCCUUUUUGCUGCCUUUUUGCGCCAUUUUCUCGGCCCUUAUGCAGACUUUUUGCUGUCUCUCCUUUUUCCACCAUUUCUCGAGCCUUUGAAAUCCAAGGAAAAUAGAAGGCUCGAUAAAGGGACACUUUUUGCUGCCUUUUUGCGGCCUUUCUGCGGCCUUUUUUGAGCCUCUCCCUUUUAGCGCCCAUUAUCCACCAUUCCGACAUUUUCCGUAUGAGGUGUCCUUUCUCGAAAACUAGGAAGUUGUGCAGGUUGAGACUUUCAGAACCUUUUGCUGGUACUUCAAGAAGUGUUCUGACCAAUUUUCAGGAAAUUCCCAACCGCAAAGUAAAAUGACCUUCGUGGUAAGAAAAAAGAGGGCGCAGAGAAAUCAGACUGUUUUAAGCUUUAGCGAAUAUGCUAUAAAUGUGAAAAAAAUGUUCAUCUAUAUUUUCUACCCCAUGAUCUUGUGCUGUUCCGAAACUUUGCUUUUCGAAUUUUUCUGCUUGUACCUUUUUUGCGUAUUUCUGUUGUUCGUUAUAUUUUUGCUGAUUUGUAACUUCCGUGAUAAAACAUUUUACUUAUCUUUGAUACUUAUUUGCAAUUCAAGAAAUUGAGAAGAAUGUAAAGAAGUCAGAAAAGAAACGAAAAAAACGGGGUUUUGGUCGCAACUAUCUUGUGAGGAAUUCUAUCUCUCUGAAACUUUUUGGAGUAGUGAAGACUGUUUUUUUAACACUUCUAAUAGGAAAAAGAUUUUUAUGUGAAAUGCGAGUCAAUAGACGUUUUUCACCAUGCGUAACUCAAAUCAGUUUCUCAAAUCAGCCCCAGUUUUCAAUAAAAAAUGUCAUCACUAAAGUUCGGUGUUAUCUACCAAAUUAUCUACUCGACUACGUUUUCUUCUUUAGAGCUCCACCCAACACUCCUUUUGCAUUUUUCUACAUGGACGAACUUAGCAAAGCGACGACGUCAAAAAUAAAUGAGGAAGAGAGGAAAAAUUAUGAGUUGAUCUUUCAAUCAACAGGUUAUUGUACAGCUAUCUCUCGUGUAGUUUUUCGUGAACUCAGAUUGAUAUUGAAUUAAUUCAGGACUUUCUUAUUUUUCUCCUCCGUCCUUCAUUCAACUUUUUGUAAUUAUUUUACUGUUGUCUUUUUCAUGUACUCAAGUCUAUCAAAAUGCCUUUUUUGUUAUUUUUACGUCCCAUACUUCCAUCGCUUUUCAUAUAAAACUCGUAAUAUUUAUAUCGCAUAGCGGCAAAAUAAGAAAGUGGUCGCGAUUUUCGAUGGAUGACGUAGUUCGAGAUCUGGCGGAUCAAUAAGACCAGAAGCUUCGCUCACAUUGCGCAACACAGUUACCGGGCUAAUACGCCAGAUGACAUGGUAAUUAAUACUAUUGCCGUUCAUAGGAAAGAUGGUGUUUAAUAUAACUGAGGGAUUUGCUUUUCCGAAUGGAUCUGAAUAAAACCAGGAAGACAGCCCCGAGAUCAAUUCAAGAAAGUGGAUGUUGAGAGAAUGUUCUUCAACCGUUUUGCAAAAUAAUCUGAAGAUUUUAUUUGAUCGGCUCAUCCGACUAGUAGUUUUCUCACAGCAGACGAUCGACUUCAAUUUUAUCUUUCGACCUUCUCCUAGGAGUUUGAUCUUUUUAUCACUAAUUCUCUGGGAAAACGCCGCGAUCCAUUGAACAAAGCGGCUGCUGCGUUUUUUACACUUUGGAGCUGAUGUUCGCCCACUCCUGGGGUUCGUUUUCGAGAAAAGUUCAGUUCAGUGGGAGAUCUGGCUGGUCAAAACUUGAGAAUCUAGGAAGAUUCUCCCGUUUUUCAUUUUUCAAUAGAACAAUCGUUUAUUACACUUUUCUUUAAUUGGUUACAUUACCGUUUGACACAUUUUUCUUGACCCUAUAAACUUGAUUUUUCCAUGUUUUUUUUUUUGCGAAGCUCUUGCAUUGCAGUUCUUGUGAAUAAGCGUAAAAAAAAUUCUUUAAAUUUUUCCAACUUUUUUGUGAUUUUAUUUCUCUUUUUUUACUUUAGAGAUUAGCCGUCUUUACCAUGAUUGAAAUUUUUCAAGUCUUGCAAGCCUGGCAUUUUUCCAUUAUAUGAUCAGCCAUUAUUUGACGCCCGAUAAUUGAGAAAUUUUUUUAUUUCAAUCAGAGCAACAGAAUAUUCGAUUUUUUUCAGUGAUCUCAUUUUUUUCAUGAGGCUGGUCGCACGCGAGUGGUCCUGAAAAAAAUGAGUGAGUUUUUCAUUAAUUAUCAGUUCUUCCAAAUUUCGAUUAUUAUUUUUCAGGUUCGUUCAACCUUGGAUAGUUGGCCUAGGUUUUUUUAAUCUUUUUCUUUUUAUUAGGAAAUCAGUUUUUCAAAUUUUUUUGCAGUUUUUCACUCUUUUUUUCAGUCGCCUAUCAUAUAUGUAGGCAGUUUCUUUUUACCUGGGAGCAUGGUUUAUCAACUAUCCCCAGGCCUCUAAAAAUUUUUUUCAACUUCUAUCUGAAUAGCUACUUUUCGAAGUAAUUUGAAUUUUUUUCAAAUAAGCUUCUGACAAAUAUUUUUUUAAUCUGGGACCACGGCAAAAUGGAAAGUUGCGGCAGAAUUUUAUGUGAGUUUUUCAUUUUUUUCAUUUUUUUUCUGCUAUUUUUCUAGAAGCCAUUGAAGAAAUUCUCUCAAUAAAACAUUUUUUUUCAGAAAGGAAUAUAUUGUCGUAUUUCGGAUCAUGGUGAGAACUGCGUUCUACACACCUCGAUUGAUGGAAAGCGAGCCUUUUCCGGGAUUUGAAGUCAAGAAAUUAUGCCGGUUUAUGAUAAAGAACAAAAAGGUGUGCAAAACUAAAUUUUUUUUUGCUUUUUUUAUAGCCUAGUAAAAGUCUGAAUGACUCAAAGUAAUACUGGAAAUUGAUAUUUGCUUUGGGCUUCUGAGGGAUUUUUUUUUGGUUUGACUGAUUUAGCCAGUUUUUCAAAAUGACUAACGAAAUAUUCGGAGAAAUGUCUAAUGAAGUUCUUUUCCUAAGAAACUUUUUUCCUGUAUCUUCUGAUUUCACUGUUAUUAGCAGAUUUGUAUAAUGCCGAUUUUCCAUGGUCUUGAUUUUCAAUCUUUUCUUUUCAGGGAAAACGAGCUUGAGGAGUUUAGCGAACGGUACAAUAACGGUGAGAAAUGAAGAAUCUGCAAGAACGAAGCAUUUUGAAUGCACAAAAAGCACACAUCUUUUGAAUAAACAUUUUGCAACAAGAUUUCGAGAUUCACAAGUAAAUGACAGGAACUGUUUCAACUGCAUCUUGCAUUUGCGUUCAGUUUUUCCGGAAUCGAAAAAAGCAUGUAAACGAUGUCAAGGCUUUGAAAGAAGUUGAAGCGUUUUUCAGAAGAGAGUCGAAUGUAAUUUUUGUUCGUUUUGAAGGUUGUUCUUUGUUUCGAAAGUUCUCCGGGCUCUCAGUCGAUAGUUAUAUUAUUUUGGCGGGGUAAUCAGAAGAAUUGGAUCGAGUACCCUUCUUUUGAGCAGUUUACCGUCUGCUUCACGUCUGCCGCGGAACAUUCUGGGGUCGUCUGAUUAGGGGUCCUCCAUCUCUCGACGGCGUUCUUUGUAGUCAAGUAGGUGUUUUGCCGCGAGUCGAAAGUCGUCCCACUGUAUUUUCUUUCCGCAUUUUCGCCUGUUUUCAAAAAGUUCAAUAUUUGUUUAGUUUCAUGGCUUUUCCGUGGUUUUCGUUCAAUUUUUUGUGUUCUCCUAGAAGUUUCAUGUAACAGAAAAGCAUACAUAACAAUUGUUAUAAAAAAACCGGAUCGUCGAAAAUCUUGUAGAAAAAAAUUUUUCACUUAAAUAUUAGAAAAAAAUCUAAUGUAAUUUUUUUUGCGCGUCGUUUUUGGCGCCGCUGUGCAAUAAUGGGCGUCGGUAUAAGCAGACUUUUUUUGUAAAACAUUUCGUUUCGAUCGAUCACAAAGAUUUGUGUUCUUUUUUGUUUUGUUUAUAAAUGCUCUUUUUUAUCACUCCGAACAAAUUCGCUUUGCCAAAAUUUCGACUAAUCUAUUUCUUACUACGAUUUGCUGGUAUCUGUAUUUUUCGGUUUUCUUUCUGCCGUCGCACUGUUUUUAUUUUACUCAAAAAAUAUUGACGUGAUGAUUUGCAGGUGAAAAAAAGCUGGACGUCGAGAAGUAA